Molecule: messenger RNA, 1086 nt
Organism: Geodia barretti
Lineage: Eukaryota; Metazoa; Porifera; Demospongiae; Tetractinellida; Geodiidae
Source: the annotation of a GenBank genome assembly
AUGUCCUCCAAGGUCCGAGUCGCCAUCAUCGGUGCAGGCAACUGUGCAUCCUCGCUCGUACAGGGCGUCGAAUACUACAAGAACGCUUCUGAGGAUGAGUUCAUCCCCGGAUUGAUGCACCCCAACCUGGGCGGCUAUCACAUCCGCGACAUUGAAUUUUCUGCUGCCUUUGACAUCAACGCCGAAAAAGUGGGCAAAGAUCUGAGCGAAGCCAUUUUUGCACAUCCCAACAACACCAUCAAAUUUGCCGAUGUCCCCCACCUCGACGUUCCCGUUUACCGCGGCAUGACUCACGAUGGCCUGGGUAAAUACCUCGACCUGGUCAUCACAAAAGCCGAAGGCGACACCGUUGACAUUGCCGAAGUCCUCAAAGCCACGCGCACAGAUGUCGUCGUCAAUUAUUUACCCGUGGGCAGCGAACAGGCUACCAAGUGGUAUGUGGAACAAAUCCUUCAAGCCGGAUGCGCCUUCGUCAACUGCAUGCCCGUCUUUAUCGCAAGUGCCGGACACUGGCCCGAGCGCUUUGAAAAACGCGGCCUACCCCUCAUCGGCGACGACAUCAAAUCACAGGUCGGCGCCACCAUCACCCACCGCGUGCUCACCCGCCUGUUCCGCGAACGCGGCGUCAAACUCACCAAAACGUAUCAGCUCAAUUUUGGCGGCAACACCGACUUUUACAACAUGCUCGAGCGCGAACGCUUAGAAUCGAAAAAAAUCUCCAAAACCCAGGCCGUCACCUCCCAGCUCGACUACGACCUGGGCGAAGACAAUAUUCACGUGGGUCCCAGCGACCACAUCCCCUGGCUGGAAGAUCGCAAAUGGUGUCAUAUCCGCAUGGAAGGCGAAACCUUUGGCGGCGUGCCACUCAAUUUGGAACUCAAACUCGAAGUCUGGGACUCACCGAACUCAGCAGGCGUGGUCGUCGACGCAGUCAGACUCUGCAAACUCGCCCUUAACCACGGCCUCAAAGGCCCCUUGAUGGGACCAUCGUCUUACCUGAUGAAAUCGCCGCCCAAACAAUUUAGCGACGACCAGGCCCGUGAAAUGACGAGUGAUUUUAUUCGCCAGUACGGCAUAAAAAAAUAA